GACUCUCCAUCCCCAUUAUCCUUUUCCCGUCGUUCCCAGACCCUUGCGAGUUAUUUGACCUGCCUACAACCGUGUCCGCAACUAAACCCGUUCCGCGCCGCCUUCUGCUCUGCCUCUUGGAGGCUAGCUAGCUCCCUUGUCCCUGUGUCUGCAUCGCGAUUAUGCCGACUCCGUCAUCCUCCGACCCGUCGCUCGCGCCCCUUCUACGAUCAGCAUCGUCCUCGACGUUAGGCCCGCCGAGCUCGCAGGCUUCUAUCAGCGAUGGCGCCUCGGGUUCCAAGGCUCGGUACCGGACGCGUGCUCUACGCAUCAUCGUCUUCGUCGUAUCCGUCAUCGCCGCCCUCGGGGCUGGUUCCAUCACCGUCUUCUCCCUCUACAGCCACCUAUUCCAAUCGCGAUUGCAUUAUACGCAGUUUCAAAUCAACGGGAUUGCUAGUGCCAUGAGCAUUUCCAUGUACAUACCCGUCCCAGCCAUUGGAUACAUGUGUGAUCGCGUAGGGCCCGGACCGCUCUCCCUGAUGUCGGCGAUUCUACUCGGGAGUGGCUACGGCUUAGCUGCCGGCCUGUAUCGCAAGGGUUUAGAUGAAGCAGACGCUGUCGGGGACCGGUCCCAUACCACAUUCGCGCCCAUGGUCGUUGCCUUCGUGGCUAUCGGCGUGGGCACAGCCUCCCUCUAUAUAGGCGCGAUCACGACUUGCGCGAAGAACUUUGGUAGAGGUAAAUAUCGGAGUUUGAUGCUGGUCGCCCCUAUCGCGUCCUUCGGCCUGGGCGGUAUGGUGCUCAGCCAGAUUGGAAGCCGAGUUAUUUACGAGACCCAGCCGGACGGAGCUAGGGGAGAUGUGAACGUUUUCCAUUUCUUUUUGUUCCUCUGCAUUGCGCUGACCGCCAUCGGGCUUGUCGGCACUUUCUUCUUGCGUAUUGUGGAUGAGCAAGAUCUCAUCGACGAGGCCGUGGACGAGUUAGAGAGGAGCGGGCUCCUCGACGGGAGCGAAAUAUUCCGCCGUAGAGCUGGGCCUGGCCGAGAUUACGGCGCCCUCGGCGCGGACGAUGAGGAUGCUGGCGCCUUGGAUCCGACCGGCUAUGGCAACGACGACUCGGACGACACCAGGCUGAAAAAGGCCUGGCUUCUCAACGCCGAAACCAGCAGGUUCUUGACGGACCACACAAUGUGGCUAUUUGCCAUUGGCUUCUGGCUCAUCAUCGGCCCUGGAGAGACAUUCAUAAACAAUCUCGGCACCGUCAUCGGAACACUGUAUUCCCCGAGUAUCCAGCCCAAACAAACAUCCGCGGCCACCCACGUCUCCAUCAUGGCGACGGUUAGCACCGUCGCCCGUCUGGUCGUAGCAUCGCUGAGCGACCUGCUAUCGCCCAGCCCCCAUAGCCAGCACAUUCAAACGGGGAUUCCGUCUUCACUUCCACUGUUACGACAACGGCUCUCUGUUUCGCGCAUAGUCUUAUUCGUAAUUUCUGCCGUUGUUUUAUCUGUCGGGACGGGCUUCCUAGCCUCUGGCGCGGUCCAGGAACAUGGAGAACGUUUCUGGGUCGUGUCUAGCUCGAUCGGAGCUGGGUACGGUGCAGUGUUCAGCUUGACCCCCAUCAUCGUUACGAUUAUUUGGGGAGUAGAGAACUUUGGCACAAACUUUGGCAUCAUCGCGCUCACGCCGGCUUUGGGUUCUACGAUGUGGGGUCUCCUCUACUCGGCGGCCUACCAGGCCGGUGCUAGAGAUUCACCUCCGUCGACGAUAGGGACUGGUGGCGACGAUGUAUUCUGCUUUGGCAAGAAGUGCUAUUCCUCGCCGUUCUGGGCCAUGACGGUCUCCGUCUGGAUCGGGAUCGCCAUGGUCCUUUGGGCAUGGAAAGGCCGGGACGGUUGGUCUAAGAGAGGCAUUAUCAUCUAGAACGGUAUCCUGCCCCGGGGGGCACUAGUGGAGUCGGGCAAUAAUUAAGUGUCCCCGCGGGACGGGGCACCGAGCUUCUCGAUACCCAAGUGAACCGGGGGCUUACGCAAAGUAUUGCACGAAAGCGAAAUCCUCGCCUCGAAUAAACCUUCGUUACGUUUGCUCUCACAAUAUUUCGGGAGUCUCUCAUAAUAUCCGGCUACAAGCAGCAAUGGAAGAACCACAAUUCACACAAGAAUCUAUCCAAACACGUAUCAAAAGCACUAGGCACCGGGGUAGGAUUUUUUACGGCAUAGAGGAGAAUGUAUCUAGGUAGACAGCAACGGGGCGGAGGGUAU
Molecule: messenger RNA, 2236 nt
Organism: Durotheca rogersii
Lineage: Eukaryota; Fungi; Ascomycota; Sordariomycetes; Xylariales; Xylariaceae
Product: putative transporter MCH1
Exons: 2
Coding region: 162-1898 (578 amino acids)
Biological process (GO): transmembrane transport
Cellular component (GO): membrane
Molecular function (GO): transmembrane transporter activity
Source: RefSeq, a predicted model, not a curated record